Molecule: messenger RNA, 1144 nt
Organism: Psylliodes chrysocephalus
Lineage: Eukaryota; Metazoa; Arthropoda; Insecta; Coleoptera; Chrysomelidae
Source: the annotation of a GenBank genome assembly
CUUUUUUACUCGAUAUUUAUCACCAGAGCUUAAUAUUAGAAAAAUGUACGAUUUGUAUAUUGAACACUGUACGGAAAAAAAUUUAGAUCCUGUUAAACAUUCCUAUUACCGACAUAUUUUUAACACGGAAUUUAAUUUAAGAUUCCACCGUCCAAAUUCUGAUACUUGCAGUAAGUGUGAUGGUUUUAAUAAUAUUAUUAAAAAUUCUGAUAAUGCAGAAAAAGUUAAUACUGCAAAGGUAUCGCAGACAGUUCAUCACAGAAAGGCUGAAAAGGCACGAGAAUCAAAACAAAAUGACUCAAAUGUAAAUAAAGAAUCAACAGAUACUUUUGUUAUUUGUUUUGAUCUGCAACAAGCUUUACCAACUCCACAUAUAACCACCUCAAAAGUUUUUUACUUGAGACAACUGUGGACAUAUAACUUCUGUAUACAUAACCUCGUGACAGGAAAGUCCGACAUGUACGUUUGGGACGAAACCAUCGCUUCCCGAGGCUCACAGGAAAUUGGAUCCUGUCUGAUUCAUUAUAUAACUAAUGCAGUUCCUCAAAAUGUCACAAAGAUUAUUGCUUAUAGCGAUUCCUGUGGAGGACAAAAUAAAAACAAAAAUAUUGCUAAACUUUUCAUGUACUUGGUCAAAGCUACAAGAAUUCAAGAAAUUCACCAUAAGUUUUUGGAACCAGGCCAUACGUUUAUGGAGUAUGAUCAAGAUUUUGGUAUUAUAGAAAAGGUAAAACGAAAGAAUCCUCAGGUGUUUGUUCCAGAACAUUGGAGACAACUAAUAAAGAGUUCAUGCAAAAAAUUUACGGUUCAUGAAAUGUCCAAAGAAAAUUUUUUCAGCUUUUCUAACUUGAAUAAUAUUAUAAGCGACCCAAAAAAAGAUACAGAAAAACGUGCUAUUAAAUGGAGAGAAAUUCAAUAUUUCUUUUUUACAAAGGAAUCAGAGAGAUUCUGCUUUUUUUAUAAAACUAGUCUGGACCCAGAAUUUCCUUUCAACAAAUGCUUAUGUCCUGGUAAAGCAGCAGGAAGACCGAAGUUGACAUUAAAGGACACGUUUGAUCAGUUAAACAGAGAGUUUAAAAAUAAACGAGCUGAAGUGGAAAAAUUUGCAGACUCUUUUGGAAUACGUUCCUCCAAAAUAUCAUGA